AUGGGAGAUGAAGAUUGGGAAGCAGAAAUAAUCAAACCUCGUAUGUCUUCCUAUGUUCCUGUAUUUGAGAAGGAUAGGUAUUCUUCUGGAGCAAAUGGAGACACUUUUAACAGGACUCUGGCUUCAUUGUCAGAAAUGGAUGAUGGAUCUUCUCGAAGAGAUCAUUUCAUGAGAAGCAGAUUUGCCGCUGGGAGGAGUUUGGGAAACAGGGAUCCUGGCGAGUCUAAUACAAGAGAGAAUACAUCCACAGUGGGUGGCUUUAGAGUUGGAAGGAGUUUUGGAAACAGAGGUUUUUCAAAUAACAAGUUUGAAGAAGGUGAUAGCUCUGGUUUCUGGAGAGAGUCUAAUAAUGACCGUGAAGAUAAUCAAACACGGAACAGAGGGUUUUCCAAGAGAGGCGGCUGUCAAGAUGGAAAUGAUUCAGAAGCUUCAGGGUCAUCCAGAAGAGGUGGAAGAGGUAGUUUCCGAGGUUGCUGUGGAGGGUUUGUUCUAGGAAGUCCAAAUAGCAAAUAUGAACAAGAUGAGGGGACCCAGUGCACUGGUGGCAUUUUUGGCUCUAGAAGAUCAGCAUUAACUGGUGUAGGUAAGGGUGACACUUAUCAAAGCAGAAGUGGUAGUGGAAGUGGACGAGGUGUUUACAAAGGUUUAAAUGAAGAAGUAAUUACAGGCUCUGGAAAGAAUUCUUGGAAGUCAGAAGCUAAAGGAGGAGAAAGUGGUGACACUCAAGGACCAAAAGUGACCUACAUACCACCUCCUCCACCUGAGGAUGAGAACUCCAUCUUUGCACAUUAUCAGACAGGCAUAAACUUUGACAAAUAUGAUGCUAUUCUUGUAGAAGUAUCUGGACAUGAUGUACCACCAGCAAUUCUGACUUUUGAAGAAGCUAAUCUUUGUCAGACACUGAAUAGCAACAUUGCUAAAGCUGGUUAUACUAAGCUUACUCCUGUGCAAAAAUACAGUAUUCCUAUUAUACUAGGAGGAAGAGAUUUGAUGGCUUGUGCUCAGACAGGGUCUGGAAAGACUGCAGCUUUUCUCUUGCCAAUUUUGGCUCAUAUGAUGCGUGAUGGGGUAACUGCCAGUCGUUUUAAAGAGCUGCAGGAACCAGAGUGUAUUAUUGUCGCACCAACCCGAGAAUUGAUCAGUCAGAUCUAUUUGGAAGCCAGAAAAUUUUCUUUUGGGACUUGUGUAAGAGCUGUUGCUAUAUAUGGGGGAACCCAGUUGGGGCAUUCCAUUCGACAGAUAGUACAAGGCUGUAAUAUAUUAUGUGCUACUCCUGGGAGACUGAUGGAUAUCAUACGUAAAGAAAAGAUUGGUCUCAGACAAGUCAAAUAUAUAGUUUUGGAUGAAGCUGAUCGCAUGCUGGAUAUGGGUUUUGGACCAGAAAUGAAGAAGUUAAUUUCCUGCCCAGGAAUGCCAUCAAAGGAACAGCGUCAGACCCUUAUGUUUAGCGCAACUUUUCCAGAAGAAAUUCAAAGGUUGGCUGGGGAGUUUUUAAAGUCGAAUUAUUUGUUUGUUGCUGUUGGACAAGUGGGUGGAGCAUGUAGAGAUGUUCAGCAGACCAUUCUCCAAGUUGGCCAGUACUCAAAAAGAGAAAAACUUGUCGAAAUUCUACGAAACAUAGGAGAUGAAAGAACUAUGGUCUUUGUUGAAACGAAGAAAAAAGCAGAUUUUAUUGCCACUUUUCUUUGUCAAGAAAAAAUAUCAACAACAAGUAUUCAUGGUGAUCGAGAACAGAGAGAGAGAGAACAAGCCCUUGGAGAUUUCCGCUGUGGAAAGUGCCUAGCUCUUGUUGCUACUUCAGUAGCUGCCCGAGGGCUGGAUAUUGAAAAUGUUCAGCAUGUUAUCAAUUUUGAUCUCCCUUCUACCAUUGAUGAAUAUGUUCAUCGAAUUGGGCGUACUGGUCGUUGUGGAAAUACUGGCAGAGCUAUUUCCUUUUUUGAUCCUGAAUCUGAUGGCCAUUUAGCACAGCCUCUAGUGAAAGUACUGUCAGAUGCUCAACAGGAUGUUCCUGCAUGGUUGGAAGAAAUUGCCUUUAGUAUAUAUGUUACUGGCUUCAGUGGUAGUACAAGAGGAAAUAUGUUUGUAUCAAUUGAUACUAGAAAGGGCAAGAGCUCUUUGAACACAGCACGGUUUUCUUCUUCACAAGCUCCUAAUCCAGUAGAUGAUGAGUCAUGGGAUUAAAGCUAAAACAACCUUCAAGUUUGUGGUACAGUUUUGAUGUGGAGAUGAAAAUAGUUUUGAUUUUUGAUUUUUUUAAUAGAAGUAUGAAACCUGACACUCUUGUUUCUCCUGUCUUCUG
Molecule: messenger RNA, 2299 nt
Organism: Lagenorhynchus albirostris (white-beaked dolphin)
Lineage: Eukaryota; Metazoa; Chordata; Mammalia; Artiodactyla; Delphinidae
Gene: DDX4
Product: DEAD-box helicase 4
Exons: 21
Coding region: 1-2181 (726 amino acids)
Biological process (GO): cell differentiation; gamete generation
Cellular component (GO): nucleus; P granule
Molecular function (GO): ATP binding; RNA helicase activity; RNA binding
Source: RefSeq, a predicted model, not a curated record